CAAAUAAUCUAAGAUGUUAUAAACGUCUAUAUUUCUUUGAACUGAAUAAUUCAGACAAUAUUGCAUUGAACGAAUAACUAUGAAGUUAACACUUUUGUUUUUAGUUCGUUUGUUGAUUGCUUCUCACGCAUUAGAACCUAGGAUAAUAAGAGGAAGAAAGGCUGAACCAGGCGAAGUCCCGUACCAAGUGUCUCUGCAAACGAUUGCAUCGCAACAUAAUUUCUGUGGUGGUGUUAUUCUUAAUGAAUACUACGUACUGUCCUGCGCUCAUUGUAUGUUGGAAAAAGACGUCAAUUUGCUUAUGGCAGUUGUGGGAACGGUCGAUUUGCGACUACCAUACGCAACACAUCUUCUCGAGUCUAGCUACGUGCAUGAAAAAUACAAUCGCUCAGACUCAUGGAUCAACGACAUCGCUCUAAUUAAGGUGAAAACUCCAUUCGUAUUUUCCUUCCUGGUAUAUCCAGUCGUAUUACCGCGACAAGACGAAAUCGUUAAAGCCGAUUCAACAGCAGUCGUAUCGGGAUAUGGCAGAUUACAGGGUGAUGAAAAGACCAAAGAAUUACACAUCGUGAAUAUCAAGAUAGUCGAUCAAGAUUACUGCAAAGCUGCGUACCAGCAGCGACCGAGUCAUCAUAUCAUAUACGACACGCAAAUCUGUGCGAAUGAUCCAACCAUGAAAAAGGGUUCGUGCAAGGGUGAUUCCGGCGGGCCUCUGACGGUCGAUGGGAAGCUGGUAGGACUCGUCUCGUGGUCAGCAGGUUGUGGCGCCAUCAAAUAUCCUGGGGUAUAUACACGCGUACCAUCGUAUAUCGAUUGGAUUUCAAAAUACGUCGUGUGAUUUAAUUAACGGAACGGCUGAAAUCAAUAUUUCAUCGAGAUACGCGGGAAUCGAGUUAACACAUGCAAAGCGUAUAUAUAUUCGAGUAUGAAUAUGAAUGGAUAUGAAAUUUCUUAAAAUAGACUCGUGUAUAUCGUGCGUUAUACACCUGCUUGUAUCAUUUCUGUUAUUUUUCUUAUUAUUUCGCUAGAAAAAAACAGAGAGAUCUCAUCGUAAAUAUUGAAAUACCACGGAAUCCGUACGGACUGUUUAAGCGUAUCGAUAUUUGUAGUGUCCAGUUUUAGCAAACAACGCGGGAAUGAGUUUGAAAAACAACAGUCCCGAUUGUAAAUAUUACAUUGUAUACCGCGCUCGGCGAUCUGUGUGACAGGCAUAUAUAUAUAGCUUAACAAAAAACGAACCAAAAGAGAAAAAUAGGUCAAUUGGAGGAAAUACGUUCAGCCAUUUUGCUAAGGUCGAUUACGAAAUCGUGUCUAGCAGAUAUUAAUAAACGUUUCUUUCAAAAAUGA
This is a messenger RNA of Odontomachus brunneus, 1347 nucleotides long. RefSeq names its product trypsin-7-like. The coding region runs from base 80 to 838 and encodes 252 amino acids. Lineage: Eukaryota; Metazoa; Arthropoda; Insecta; Hymenoptera; Formicidae. Gene Ontology annotation, biological process: proteolysis. Gene Ontology annotation, molecular function: serine-type endopeptidase activity. The transcript has 7 exons. The record is from RefSeq and is a predicted model, not a curated record.